This is a messenger RNA of Pyrenophora tritici-repentis Pt-1C-BFP, 1561 nucleotides long. Lineage: Eukaryota; Fungi; Ascomycota; Dothideomycetes; Pleosporales; Pleosporaceae. The record is from RefSeq and is a predicted model, not a curated record.
AGAUAAUUUCCGAAGACGAAUCCUUCGCAUCCCACGGAACAUUGAUUCCUCACACUGCUCAAUAUCAACAGAGCUGCGGACUAAGCAUUACGGAUCCAAAGUAACACUUGGUAGUUACAACAACAUCGAUAAGAAUCCUGCGCAAUACACACAUACAUAUUCGCUCGUCAAACAUGUCCACUACAGAGUCCCAAUCGUAUACCGCCGACAUACCCUCAGAGCGCGUUGUCAAGACCACGGAUACCAUCCACGUGGAACUCACCCCGCACGACCUUGACUCACUCGCUGCCACACGCUUCGUCCGCUCACCAUCAGCUGGUGCAACUGUCCUAUUCAUUGGCACUACACGCGACUCCUUCAACAAUGAGCCCGUGUCCUCUCUAGCUUACACAUCGUAUACUCCGCUCGCCAUCUCCACUCUCUUCAAAAUUGCGACCUCUAUUCUUGCUAAGCAUUCAUGCACCAAGAUCGCCAUCAUCCACAAGCUCGGCGAGUGUCCCAUUGGUGAAGAGAGUAUUGUGAUAGCAGUAUCAGCACCGCAUCGACAAGCUGCAUGGAGGGCUGGUGAGGAAACGCUAGAGGAGACUAAGGAUAGGGCUGAGAUAUGGAAGCUGGAAAGAUUCAAGGGCGGCGAGGGAGUUUGGAGGGCGAACAGGGAUGGGCAGAAGGGAGUGAAAGUAGAAGGCGGAAAAGAGGGUGUUGAAGCUAAGCACUGAUUCUACAAAAUCUUCCAAUACAGGGUGAGUGUCUUGUUCGUAGCAUUACAUGGAAGCUACCGGUGACAUCCAGUCUUACUGUUGUUUACACUAUUCUUACAGUCGUACUCGUACAUGGUAUUGUCCGUUAUUGCUUGUUGUCAGGAUCCGAGUUUUCUUCGUCCUCUAUUAUUCGCAUCUGCCCAGAUGCCGCUAUCAUCUCACUGAUAGUAUUCGGUACCUCAUCUUCAGACUCGUAUAUCCUGUCAUAGUUAAGGCGCCUUCUCAGGACUGCCCGAGCUUCCCUCAAAUUGGCGAUAUCAAAAGUCCACAUCGCCCCGCCCAGUGCCAUAAUUCCAACACUGACACAAUUCAUUGUUGCCAAAUUCAGAGCCUGGCAGGCAUCUGAAAAGGGACUAAAGUAUUCGUGGGGGUUCGUGUUCGCUUCGUAGAAUUUCGGCAUUACACGGAGUUGCCGCCGCCAAACAGCCUUUCGUGUUAUCGCAGUCGAUGCAAGGAGGCAUGCGCUUCCGAGGAAGUAUAUGGAGAGUUGCCGUAGGGAACGUGGUGAAGUGACAGGCGUGCCUUCGUAUGCGCUUUCAGACGGUGGUGGCGAAGGAGGAUUAACCGGGACAGCGCUUGGUCGGCCCAUCAUUCGUAAGACUGAAGCCUUCUGUAUGGUUUCCAUAAAGCCCCUACAGCCGUGCUAGUGGUGUAUGCGGAUGGGGCGGACCCCCGAACGAGUCUUUCGCAACCCCGAAGCCAAAGUAGCGAUUGCCAAUUGUCGUUUAGGUGAUGUCGUAUCGAAAAAAUCAGAUUGCACGUUUACCGUUGCUCAGAAUCGUGGGGUUGUGCGGCAAUGGCGU